Molecule: messenger RNA, 1013 nt
Organism: Bradysia coprophila
Lineage: Eukaryota; Metazoa; Arthropoda; Insecta; Diptera; Sciaridae
Product: peroxisomal trans-2-enoyl-CoA reductase-like
Biological process (GO): phytol metabolic process
Cellular component (GO): peroxisome
Molecular function (GO): trans-2-enoyl-CoA reductase (NADPH) activity
Source: RefSeq, a predicted model, not a curated record
CUCUACGUAAACGAACUGAUUACUCUCGUUCAAUACGUUUCACAUGAUAAGAAUCUCACAACGGAGUAUAACAUUAGAUAAAACUCAACGCCACAGAAAAAUGUCUGUGUUUAGAACAAAGUUAUUCGAAGGUUGUGUUGCAAUAGUAACGGGAGGAGCUACAGGAAUUGGGAGAGCCAUCACUUACGAAUUGCUUACAUUAGGUUGCAAAGUGGUGAUUUCGUCACGAAAUGGUGCAAGACUAAAGGCAACUGUUGAAGAAUUUUCCAAUGUGGGAACUAUCACUUCGACAGUCUGUAACAUUCGAAAGGAAAACGACGUCCGAAACUUAAUAUCGACAACUAUUGCCAGACACGGCAGAUUAGAUUUUAUAGUCAAUAAUGGGGGUGGACAAUUUUUAUCUCCUGCUGCAGAUAUUUCGUUAAAGGGAUGGAAUGCUGUAACAGAGACCAAUCUGACUGGAACAUUUUUAGUGUGCAGAGAAGCGUUCAAUCAGUGGUUCGAUAAGAAUGGAGGAGUUAUUGUAAAUAUUAUUGCUGAUAUGUGGAGGGGAUUUCCAAUGAUGUCUCACACAGGAGCCGCUAGGCAUGCCGUUUUCAAUCUAACUCAAUCCUUAGCCAUCGAAUGGGCAGAUAAAGGAGUUCGAAUAAAUUCAGUAGCACCAGGACUAAUUCUAUCGCCUACAGCAGCCGCAAAUUAUGAAAGAAAUAUUUUUGAUGAAGUAAAGGGAAACUUACCGGCCAAAAGAGCUGGCUUACCGGAAGAAAUUUCGUCGGCAGUUUGCUUUUUACUUUCGCCUGGUGCUGCUUACAUAUCUGGUGCUACUUUGCGGGUUGAUGGGGGUAGCAGUUUGUAUACGACAAUGUUUUGGAAUGUUCCAGAUCAUAAGUCACUUAAAGCAUAUAAUUGGAUUCCACCAGCAAAAUUAUAAGCCGGUACAUACCUCCUAUCCAUCUUCACAGUAAAUUUUUUUUGUAAAACAAAAACAUUCAAUAAAAAUGCAUUUUAAAUUU